UAAUAGUGAAAAAUAUGCCUUAGUGUUUAAUAACUAGGGUCUGUCUCUUUAAUUCACUAUUUAUUCUGCCCAGGUUCCAGCGACUGGCCAAGUCCGAGGCUGGGGCCGUGGUGGACAUGCCUGAACCUUCAGAGUACCCAAUGACCGAUUUAAAAGUGUUCUAAUUAAUUAAUUAAUAUUGUUGCUUGAUUAAUUAAUUCAAUUUAAUCAACUAAUUCACACUGUUUUCACAGAUAAGUGUUCUACAAACAAUGGCGGAUGUCAACAUGUAUGUUUGCCAAAUUUGUAUUCAGAAGGCCGGAGGUGCGCAUGCGCGUUAGGAUACUUCCUUCAAGUAGAUGGAGUGUGCAGUGCAGUUCCGUUUGAAGAAUUAUUCCUGUUGUUUGCGGACCAGCGACUGGCGAACGUUUACCAGAGUUCUCUGUUACUGAACAUGGUCUCGGUUAUCCCAUUCCAGUCAGUCAGAGCGCCCGCAGACUUGGCCUUUGACCCCAUAGAGAACAUGGUUUACUGGUCGGACUACUGGUAUCAGACGAUCAACAGAGGUCAUCUGAACGGAAGUAAUCAAGAGGUCAUAUUCUCCAAUGUCAACGUAUUGCCCACUAAUCUUGCCAUAGACUGGUACUCUCGGUUGCUUUAUUUUACUGACUACAACAGCGGAAGCAUUCAGGUGAUCAGUCUAAAAAACUGGACGACAAAAACAUUAAUAAAACAAUGGGACAUAAGCGUUACUGAUAUCGCCCUACAUCCCGCUAGAGGGUUGUUGUUCUUUACGGCGCAGAUAAAAACAUACAUCACCAAGACAACCAAUACGUCAGAGAUGACGUCACAGUCGACCACCACAGGCGCGGUGUAUGCCGCCUAUAUGGACGGAACCAACGCCAGCCCGAUAGCGUGGGGCCUUGCCAAACCUACAGGCAUCACCGUCAGCGAUGAAUGUGUGUACUGGGCGGACGGCGGGGUCAACACGAUAGAGCGGGUCACUGUGGGAGACUGGAACUACACGCUGCUGCUACAGCUGCCGCUCACGGAGGACAACGAGCCCGUCGACGUCGCCGUGGCGCGUGACCACGUGUACUGGACGGAGCGAGGCGCGAGAGUCGUAAAGCGAAUGUCAUUAAAGCAAGAUGGCGCUGCUACAGAGGAUUAUGGGUAUCCUCGAUUUUUCAAGCUGCUUGGACUUGACGUCAUGAAUGAGCGACACAGCGUAAACGCCGGUAACAGUUCAUGUUCGGGAGACGACUCUGGUUGCUACCACAUGUGCCUGCCAACGCCAGAUGGCGCUGUGUGCACAUGUCCUGCGGAGUACUCAUUUGGUCCCCACUGUUACACAAGCACGAGGAAGUCGACCCAUCGCAGGAAGUUCAUGACGGCAAAUUUUUGCAUCAUCCCUGACGUUCAGAAUGGAACCGCCGUUGACGUCAAAUCUGGCAGUUUCGUCUCCCCUGGGUUUCGCGUGCGCAUUGUGUGUGACGUGGGCUUUAGAGUGACGUCACAGUGGAACUGGGUUCCCCACCAGAAGGGCGUGUCAAUGGCGCGGACCCUCGGAGAGCUCGAGUGCAUGGAAGGAGGACACUGGAACAUGGAAGUAUACUGUCAGUGGGAUAUGAACUACAUUAUCAACGGUACUUGGUCGCACGGGUUCGUUAUUCUUCGUGAAUCUUCGCAGUUUCUCGUUCAUCCCGAGAUUAAGCUACUCGACGUCAUAUGUAUAGGUGGCGGCGGUGGCGGAUUUGAUCACAGACUCGUACAGUUCAAGGUCGCGGACAAAGCUGGCGAUGGCGGCAACACGACGUUUGGUGGCUACGUCCGAUCUGGUGGGGGACGAGGAGGAACGUUAAAACAAGGUGGUGCUGGUGGUUUUGGUUACACUCUCUAUGGUGGAGAUGGCGGUGACAGCAAUCGUUGCCAUGGAGGCGGCGCCGCAGGACAAACGAGAGACCAUGGAUUCUGUAUCCUGGCAUCCACCACGUGUUUAUUCUGCGGAGCUGGAGCAGCGCCACAGAACUGUUCAACCUGUUCUAGAGUCAAGGAUGAACCACGACCCAACGCAGACGACAGGUUUAACCAUGAAGAGCAUAAGACAGAUGAAUGGACAAAAGAAAAGAUAGAAAGACAGGAGGCAGGGCUUGUUGAUCAUACAUCUGAAUUAGCUAAUUAUCCUGGGAUGCCAAAAAAUCCACGGCCAGUAGCAGAUGAUGGCGACUUUUCUGAAGAAGAGAGGACAAAGAACCAGAGGUACAGACAGAAAGACAGAAAUGAUACAACAUAUUCUGAAUUAAUAGAUUAUCCCAGGACUAAGAACAACUUGCAGACAGCAGCUGAACAAAACACCAAUCCUGAAAAGAAUAAUACAGAUAGACAGACAGACAAACUGACAGACGAACAAGAUGUGGAAUCUGUUGAUCAUAUGUCUAAAUUAUCAAAGCUGGCAUACUCGUAUACGUAUCAAGAAAAACAACUUCGAAGGUAUCCUAAAAAGAGAUCACUUUCUAAGAAAACGAAGAAGAAAAGGACCAAUGGAGCAGAUUCCUUAAAGAAACCUAAACAACGGAAGAAGUCAGACCGGGUAGUUAAACCAAAAGACAUUCGCGGGGUGAACACUGGGGUAUAUAAGAAAUAUGGAUGGAGAUACUAUAACGCAGAUGCUGAGAGAAAGUCUGGGAUAGAUGUUCAACGUAAUCAGAAAUUAGUGGGUUCUCAGAGAAAGUCUUCUGUAGAUGUCCCAGGAAAUCACAAAGUGGAUUCCAAGAGAAAAUCUGCAGGAGAUACCCAAAGGAAUCAGAAACUAGAUUCCCAGAGAAAGUCUACAGUAGAUGCCCAAGAAAAUCAGAAAAAAGUGGGUUCCCAGAUAAAGUUUGCAGCAGAUACCCAAAGGAAUCAGAAAGUAGAGGGUUCCCGAAGAAAGUCUGCAACAGUUGCCCAAAGGAAUCAGAAAGAAGUAGGUUCCAAGAGAAAGUCUGCAGUAGGUGCCGAAGGAAAUCGCAAAGUAGUUGAUGUCGACAGAAAUCGCAAAAUAAUAGGUGCCAAGAGGAAAUCUGGAGUAGAUGCUCAAGGAAAUGACAAAAUAGUGGGUUCCCACAGAGAGUCUGCAAUGGAUGCCAAGAAAAAUCACAAAAUGGGUGUGCAGAGAAAUCACAAAGUAGUAGGCGUCCAGAGAGAUUACGGAGGAAGUUCCAAGAAAAAAUAUGAAGUAGGCUCUCGAAAGUCUUAUAAAGUAGGUACCCUGAAACAGCACAUAACAGCUGAUGCAUUAAAUAAAGAGAAUGUGAGACCUGUUUCGUCUGGACUCAGAGGAGGAUGUUCCGGACCAUGGGCAAUGAGGAGUGACGGUCUAAAAGCUGGAAACUACGGGGGCGGAGCAACAGGGAGAAACGGUGGGUGGGGAGGAGGUGGCGGCGGCUUUUCCAGAUUACACGUCGACGUCGGCCCAGGGGAAAUAAUUCAGGUUGAGGUUGGGAAGGGUGGCCUCCCUUCUGUUGGAUCGGCCGGGAAUGGAAUCGUGGUUGUCUCAUGGGGAUGGUCCAUCGAGACAUUUCUCGGAGGAGAUGAAUCUUGGGAAGAUUACAUACAUAGCUGUAUUGAGUACGUCUGAGCAACUUUAAAUGAAUAUUAAACAUUAUAUAUAUAUAUAGCUGUAUUGAGUACGUCUGAGCAACUUUAAAUGGAUAUUAAACAUUAUAUAUAUAGCUGUACUGAGUACGUCUGAGCAACUUUAAAUGAAUACUAAACAUACAUAUAGCUGUAUUGAGUACGUCUGAGCAACUUUAAAUGAAUAUUAAACAUUAUAUACAUAGUUGUACUGAGUACGUCUGAGCAACUUUAAAUGAAUAUUAAACAUUAUAUACAUAGCUGUACUGAGUACACCUGAGCAACUUUAAAUGAAUAUUAAACAUAUAUAUAUAGCUGUAUUGAGUACGUCUGAGCAAAUUUAAAUGAAUAUUAAACAUAUAUAUAUAUAGCUGUAUUGAGUACGUCUGAGCAAAUUUAAAUGAAUAUUAAACAUAUAUAUAUAGCUGUAUUGUGUACG
This is a messenger RNA of Gigantopelta aegis, 4030 nucleotides long. RefSeq lists its product as uncharacterized. Bases 434 to 3595 code for a protein of 1053 amino acids. The transcript has 11 exons. Lineage: Eukaryota; Metazoa; Mollusca; Gastropoda; Neomphalida; Peltospiridae. The record is from RefSeq and is a predicted model, not a curated record.